Messenger RNA from Lytechinus variegatus (green sea urchin), 10787 nucleotides. RefSeq lists its product as uncharacterized. Lineage: Eukaryota; Metazoa; Echinodermata; Echinoidea; Temnopleuroida; Toxopneustidae. The record is from RefSeq and is a predicted model, not a curated record. The transcript is spliced from 10 exons. Gene Ontology annotation, cellular component: nucleus. Gene Ontology annotation, molecular function: DNA binding. Bases 124 to 8331 code for a protein of 2735 amino acids.
AAAGACCACAAGGUGGCGCACCAUAUUUUGCUCUCUUUUUUGCGGCAAGUUUGCUUUCAAAUGAGAUUACAAAGACUCAUGGAUUUGCUUGCUGGAAUGAAUUGUUGAUGACGAUGGUAGAAAAUGGACUCUGCCUCAGUGAAUCCAACUCCUUCAUUGAUCCCUGAAGGAUGUUGUGUGUUCUGUGACAGUUCUGAGCAAUCAGUUCAACGUUAUGGUAAAUUCCUUCACCAUGAAGAAAGUGGAAUCUAUGCUCAUUACUAUUGUAUGCUAUUUGCUUGUGGACUCAGUCAACGUGGUGAAAGCCAUGAAGGGAUUGAGGGAUUCUUAAUCAAGGAUAUCUUGGCUGAGAGAAAAAGGGCACAAAAACUGAAAUGUAAGUACUGUAAGAAGAAAGGAGCUUCAGUAGGUUGCUCAGUGAAGGCAUGUCAUCAGAUCUAUCAUUAUGGAUGUGGUGUAGAUGAGGAAGCAAUCUACCUAUUCUAUGACAGUUUUGUAUCUUACUGCGCUAAGCAUCGUCCUGUUCAGAAGGUAUUACCUUCCUCUUGCUCACCAAGUAAAGGGACAUGUCCAAUAUGUAUGGAACCUGUAGAGACCACACCAAGCAAUAGUGUACUCAAGACACCAUGCUGCAAAGGUACUUGGCUCCAUAGACAAUGUGUCCAGAUGCAAGCUUUGAGUGCUGGUUACUUCUUCCGAUGUGCCAUCUGUAACAAUGAGAAUGAGUUUCAAGAUGAAAUGAAGAAAUUUGGCAUCUACUUACCAGAAAAGGAUGCUGAUUGGGAAUUUGGAAGUUCAGCAUACCAAGAACUAUAUGAGAGACACAACCAAUGUGAUGUCAGUAAAUGUAGAUGUCCAAAAGGCAGAAAGUAUUCUACACAAUCAGGUCAAUGGGAAAUUGUACUAUGUGAUCUAUGCGGUUCAGCUGGGUGUCAUGUGUCUUGUGGUGGAUUACUAAGUGCUUUAGAUGACUGGGCAUGUAAGGAUUGUACUUCAACUUUCACCAGAGGUUUUAUGGAGCAAAAUGCUGCUAAUGAUGGAUAUGAUACUUCAAAAUCAUCUUCCCUUGGAACACAGCAGAAUAGAACCCCAGGUCAGAGUGGCACUCGAGCAAGGUCAGCCAUUAGAUCCCAAGGGAAGCGUCCACGUCCUCCCCCAACAACACCCAGACCUGUAAAGAAGAUGAAACAGAGCAGUACCCCAAUCAUUCCACCUUUAUCACCUGUGUCUACUCAACAAUCUUCUCUUUCAAGUUCUCCAAAAUCUACACCCUUUCAAACUAUGAAGUUUCCUAGAGUGUCAUUGUCACCAACAUAUGAGUGGGGAAAGUCUGGGCAAGGCAGUUCCCGAGAAAUAUCUGUUACCAAGUGCAGGGAACUGCUUCCACAGUUAGAUUGCUACGUGACCCUGGAACCCCCAUCUCAAAACAUAAAUCUUCAAAAUCUCAGCAUGCCAUCUCUAUCUCCAGCUGCCAGCUCAUCCAAGAAGAGCAAGAAUAGCAAGAAUAGUAAUAAAUUGAAGUACAAGAAGGCCAGGAAAUUAGAUCUUAAUUCUUGUAGCCUUGCAGGUGAGACUGGAGCACAAGAAUCAUCAUUGUUAAGUGAAAAUGGUGAUAUCCUUCAAUCUGCUCCUGGAAAUAUGUCAACACAAACAAAUGUUAAUCAUUGUACUAGCAACCAGUCAUCUGUGAAAUUGAGCUGGGGUAGCAGAAUCCUGGAUUCAGUUGGAUCUUUCCUGUGGAGGAGGAGGUCACCAUCUAAAGCAUCAGCCAGUUCAGGGGAAAGCCAGGAAACACAAGCAUCCUUGAAUGACAGCAAUGGCUUUCAUAAUUCAACCCUAUCAGAGAAGCUACAGGACUCACAUGCCUUUCUUGAAUCUUCCUCCUGUUUAGAUUCUCCAGAAUCCAGUUCUCCUGUACCGCUCUCAAAAGAGAUCAAGGAACAGAUAGUUCCUGUAGACACAGAAAACAUUCCAGUCAAAACUAAAAACUUGCUUCAUUCUCUAACGUCCUGGAAAGAUGAUACAACAUGGAAAGAAGCCAAGCAGGAUCUUGUUCAGUUAUUUCAGGUUGACGGUAGAGCUACAAGAAGUGCUUUGAAGAAUGUUGCGAAAACACCUUCUAAAACUACAGGAGAGGAAAGAAAAGACCGUGGUUUGAGCACAGAAGACAAUGUUCAGAAAUUACCUCUUCCAAAUAAACAAUCUGAUACCAAGAACAACAAUGGUCAUGCCUCCUCUCUCCAAAAAUCUAACUCUCCUUUACCGCUCUCUAAAGAGAUUAAGGAACAAAUAAUUCCUGUAGACACAGAAAACAUUCCAGUCAAAACUAAGAACUUGCUUCAUUCUCUAACGUCCUGGAAAGACGACACAACAUGGAAAGAAGCCAAGCAGGAUCUUGUUCAGUUAUUUCAGGUUGAGGGUAGGGCUACAAGAAGUGCUUUGAAGAAUGUUGCGAAAACACCUUCGAAAACUACAGGAGAAGAAAGAAAAGCUGGUGGUUUGAGCAGAGAAGAGAUUGCUCAGGAAUUACCACUUUCCAGUAAAUCAUGCAAUGCUGAGAGCACGUUGUCCAAUGAGGAUGAUGCAGAUGUUGAUCAAAUGAAAUUACCAAUUUCUCAUUCACAGGAAGUAGAAUCGCAAAUAAAACCAUCAAACUGUACACGACAAAAAAGAAAAAAAGGUGAACGUUUGCUGAAUGAUCUGACAUCAUGGAAGGAUGAUUCAACCUGGAAAGAGGCUAAGCAAGAUCUUUCCUUACUCUCACAGGUCGAUGGUAGAGCAACAAGGAAUGCCUUGAAGAAAGAUGGGUCAACACCAGCAAAGAGAAAAGAAAACAAGAUCAAUGCAAGCUGUCCUGAUAUCAGUCAUAAACCAAUUGUUUACCCCCAAAGUAUAUCUAAUGGUCAAAGCUUAGCAUCUCCCAAGGUUGACUCUCAUGGUGAUUCUGAACCUGCUAGGGCUGCUGUUAAUUCAUCAGAGGAAAGUGAAAGCCCUGUCAUUGCAUUAUCUAUCGAAGGCCUACGGCAUGUGCAAAGCAAUUUGGUGAAAGAUUUGACAUCUUGGAAGGAUGACACAUCUUGGAAAGAAGCAAAGCAUGAUCUUGCUCAUCUAUUUCAAAUUGAUGGGAGAGCAACAAGGAGCGUUUUGAAAAAAGAUGGAACAAAGUUGGCAGAUGAUGCAGCGCUAUGCUCUCCAUCGCCUAAAAAACAGAAACUUGCCCUUCAUUCACCUUCUUCCCUACAUCAAUCAUGUCAUAGAUAUCGCACCCCGAAACGUGAUUCAUUUACUGGCAAAUGGAAAAAACCAAAAGGAUCAACAAAUCAGAAGUAUAUGGUCAAGCAGAAAAUAUCAGCCAGUGAUGCUCCUGCUAAGAAUUCCCAUCCAAUAUCAUGCAACAAGCAGAGUGAUAAACGACAGGAACCAGACAAGCCAACAAAUUUGACAGUAUCAGCAGAGGGAUCCAAAGAGCUACAUGCUCUUACUUCAUGGAAGGAUGAUAUUACAUGGAAAGAAGCAAAAGGUGAUCUGGUCAGCCUUAUUCAAGUUGAUGGGAGGACAACAAGAAGUGUCAUAAACAAAGAUGCCCGGGCAAAAUCCACCCCAAUUACAAACAUUGAUACCACAGGCAUUGAAAUGCCAGAUGAUCCUGUUCUGACUUCCUCUAAGAAGAGUAACGAAUUAGACCCAAUACAUGAUGAAGAUGGUGCAUGUGCAACAGGAAAGAAAGAUUCUGGUGAAGCAGAAUCAUCUGUUGCAUCCAUUAAUGAAAUCAAAGAAACAGGUGAAAUGAAUGUGAAUCGUAGAGGGUCAUCCAGUGUGAAGAGGAAAAAGAGAAAUUCCUUGGGAAUUCUGACUGCUUGGAAAGAUGAUCAAACCUGGAAGGAAUUCAGAGAUGAUAUGUCCAAGUUAAUUGAGGAAGAUGCCAGAAUGACACGUAACAAAGCACAGAAACAUGGUCUCAAGGGAAUCAGUUUCUCUGCAAAUAAAGUUGGAAAGCAGUCCAUAUCCCCUUGCAUAAUCAAGGAUCGAAUGCCAUCAACCAAGCUCAUUUCAGCAGAGACAGUUCUUGAUCGAUGCUCACCAAAACAUUCAAGGCCGUCAGUUGAAAAUUCUUCUAAAAGGUCAGGGACACAAAACCAGGCGUUGAGUGGUUUGAUGGAAGGAUCUAGAAAUGGAAAUUCACAAAUGGAGAAGCCAACUUGCAAUGAAAUUUCACCUCAUUCCUCCAAAAAGAUGGAAAGCAGUGUAACAGGAAUUGACACUGCAUGUAAUAUUGGUACAGAGGAAGCUUGUCAAAAGAGAAAGUCAAGGAAAAGCUUGCUCAAAAUCUUUUCUAUAGAUAAUGAUGCAAAAUGUGAGAGCAGUGGAGGCAAGAGUGAGUAUGGUGAUAGGGAAUUUCCUGAUAAAACUACCAGUGGUUUAUAUAGAAAUGAGAAAGGUGCCCAGCUUGAUGUUUUAUUGUUAACAGAGGACGAACUAGAGGAUAAUAAUAAAGUUAAUGAAAGCCCUAGUAAAAUCCACAGGAGGUCUAAUAUUGAUUUAAACUCUGACAAAACUUCUACCACGUCAGCUGACAGUAAGAGUAACUUAAGUUUGCAAGAUGUAGGGAGACACGUACAGCUGAUUGAUCGAUCAUCACAAACUACUGCUAGUAUAAAUGAAACUGAAGCCUAUCUUGCAUCCAUGAGUCAACAUUACAGAGAUCCAGGUAAUCUGUCUUCUACACUCAUCCAAAAUGGCAAACUAAGGUGUGGAUAUACGCAGACAUACAAUGUGAUGUGUGUAACUCCUAACAUAGAGCCUGCUCCCAGCAAGGUCCUUGGCGAUGUGAGUGAAGGCGAGUUAUUCAGUACAGAGCUUGCAAAAUUGCCUGAAAUGGGUGAUGGUAAAAUCAUAUCACAGAAAAACAAUCAGCAGUUAAAAUAUCAGAGAGAAUUUCCUCAAUUGACACAGGGAAUGAAAAACAACGAAAAAUCUGAUGGAAGACAGACAGACUACAUAACCACUCCACAAAAGUCAGCAGUGGCUGAAGGUGUAAUGGAUUCAGGUGUUAACCAGACUGCAUUUACAAGUUUAGAAGCAGAGUCUCAAACAAAAAAGAUGUGCAGAAGUUUGUUGAAAGAGGAACUAAAAAGAUCAGUUCAAUCUUCAAAAUAUAGAAGAACUAAAAAUGAACUCUUAAAAUUGUGGACAGGAGAUGAUGUGUGGAAAGAAGCAAAGGAUGAUGUCCAGGUUCUCUUAAAUUCUGAAGAAAGAAUGAGUAGAAGCACUAGAAAGGAACCAAAACCUACACACUCAUCGCAAAGUCCAACAUUGGCCCAAGGAAAGACAGAUAUUGGCUUUUCAAUGGAUACCAUGGGGCCAAAUCUAUCAAAAGAUUUACGCAAGAAGAAGUACUGCUGUUCACACAUGCGGAGUCCCUGGAAAAGUACAUCAAACAAUGGCAUUACCCAUGAAACAUCAAUCAAACCUGAUGAGUGUCAGGAACCCUCACCUGUGUUUGGGAAAAAGUCACAUGCUGCCAUCAACAGAAAAUCGGAUGGUGAAAAAGCACCUUCAAUCUCCAGAAGUGAUUCUAAACAGCGAAAGAGUACACAAGAUAUUGAUUUUCAAAUCUCUCCUGAAAGCAUGAACAAGGUGUGGAAGCCAAAGAUUUGCUCAAGUGUUAAAAGAAGAAAAAAAGAUGGAAAAGUUGACAGCCCAUUAUCAUGUUCAAAGGAAUCUACUACUUUGAGAAUGCAUCUUAUUGCAACAAGUAAGGCAAAUAAUCAAAGUCAAGAAUGUACAGCUAAAAAUAUUGGUAGACCUAGAAAGAAAGCCGAGUCUUCCGAGAUUAAGGAAAAUAUGGAAAGGCAGAGAAAACAAGUUGCGGAUGUCGCAGAUUCUGAUAUGAAAAGAAGUCCUAGCAAACAACCAAGUGAUACUUCUGAGAUUAAGAAAAAGAUGGGGAGGCCUAGAAAGGAUGCUGACUCAGAAAAGAUACCAAGGUCUUCUGAGAUUAAAGAAAAUAUGGGAAGGCAGAGAAAACAAGUUGUGGAUGUCGCAGAUUCUGAUAUGAAAGAAAGUCCUAGCAAACAACCAAGUGAUACUGCUGAGAUUAAGAAAAAGAUGGGAAGGCCUAGAAAGGAUGCUGAGUCAGAAAAGAUACCAAGGUCUUCUGAGAUUAAAGAAAAUAUGGGAAGGCAGAGAAAACAAGUUGCAGAUGUCGCAGAUUCUGAUAUGAAAGAAAGUCCUAGCAAACAACCAAGUGAUACUGCUGAGAUUAAGAAAAAGAUGGGAAGGCCUAGAAAGGAUGCUGAGUCAGAAAAGAUACCAAGGUCUUCUGAGAUUAAGGAAAAUAUGGGAAGGCAGAGAAAACAAGUUGUGGAUGUCGCAGAUUCUGAUAUGAAAGAAAGUCCUAGCAAACAACCAAGUGAUACUGCUGAGAUUAAGAAAAAGAUGGGAAGGCCUAGAAAGGAUGCUGAGUCAGAAAAGAUACCAAGGUCUUCUGAGAUUAAAGAAAAUAUGGGAAGGCAGAGAAAACAAGUUGCAGAUGUCGCAGAUUCUGAUAUGAAAGAAAGUCCUAGCAAACAACCAAGUGAUACUGCUGAGAUUAAGAAAAAGAUGGGAAGGCCUAGAAAGGAUGCUGAGUCAGAAAAGAUACCAAGGUCUUCUGAGAUGAAAGAAAAUAUGGGAAGGCAGAGAAAACAAGUUGCGGAUGUCGCAGAUUCUGAUAUGAAAGAAAGUCCUAGCAAACAACCAAGUGAUACUGCUGAGAUUAAGAAAAAGAUGGGAAGGCCUAGAAAGGAUGCUGAGUCAGAAAAGAUACCAAGGUCUUCUGAGAUUAAAGAAAAUAUGGGAAGGCAGAGAAAACAAGUUGCGGAUGUCUCAGAUUCUGAUAUGAAAGAAAGUCCUAGCAAACAACCAAGUGAUACUUCUGAGAUUAAGAAAAAGAUGGGAAGGCCUAGAAAACAAAUUAUGGAAAUUGCUUAUUCUGGAAAGAGAGAAAGCCCACGCAAGAAACUUGUUAAUGCAUUUGACAAAACUUCAAAGUCACCAAAGAAGAGGAAGAUGCCUGGUGAGGAAGAAUUAUUGGUGGAUGUAGUUGACAGAAGUAUUAAGAAAGCUAAGAGGAGGUUUGAAUCAGAUACAACACAGUCAACUUUUGCGAAAGCAGAUGAAUUAAAAGGCAGUGUAGUCGCUCUCCAGAAAGAUGUACCAGCUAGAGAGGAAAGUUGUACCUCAUCUACUCAGACAUAUGCAACGGUCAAGGAAGUAGAGGACUAUGUUGCUUCAAAAGGAAAACUCUAUUUGGAACCAUGUUUUGUGAUACCCAGACCAAGCCUUUUACAAAUAAAAGCAACUUGUGAUAUGAGAACCCAGACUUACAACUUGGAAUUAUCACCCUCCUUGGAAGAUGAAGUCAAGCCUGUGUACCCACCCAUUGAGCAUGAUAAAGGGGACUCCAAAAGACCUUCAAGAACACCACAGAAAAUGGUGAAGAAGCGAUGUGUUAGUAAAUCGCCUUCGAUUCUUGAAAAGUUGAGUCCUCACGACCUUUCACCCAUCCUUUCAGCAGUUCCAUCACCUAGCACGGGCGAUUUCCCUUGUUCAGUAAGAGCUCAUCGUAUCUGUCAAACAGAAAUACCAGUGGAAGAAGUUGAGGCUCAUAUCCAGGCAAUGGGAGAAUGGUACAGGGAACCAAGUAUCAUUGUGACAGGAUCACAGGAUGGAAGAACAGAACCAAAGAACAGUGUCAGAACACAGACAUAUAAUAUGAGCCUUCCAGAAAGAGAACUUCCAUCAUUCAAGAAGAAAUGGUCAAAAAGAGUGCAAAAUCAAAUGAAAUCUACACAGACGCUGGCCACACUGGAGGAAGUUGAAGCAUACAUUGAAGCAAAUAGGCACAUCUACACAGACCGAAAUUAUUCUACAACACUGAGCUACUUUGUGAGUGGCUCAUCCCUUACUAGACACAUGCCAACACAAACCUAUUCUUUUGUUUUGGAUAAGGAGUCUCCUGAUAGGUAUUCGAAAAGUGAAAAGCAGAUAAGGUCUGAAGAUAUCAAAGGAAACUCUGAAUCUGAACAGAGAAAGGGUCUGAAUGCUACUGAUAAUACUCCUAAUUCCUCAAAACAACUUGCCAAUCCUGAAAUAAGGAAUUCAGUGAGUAAUAGAAAGCAGAUCAGUUCACUUCCCAAUCGGCAAGGUAAUCAGCUACAAGAGAAACCACCUGGAGCAGAUUGUCAGGUCGCUAGCAAUGGUAUCUGUCACAGAUCAAACAAGAAUUCUCUUUCUUCUGGACUCAAUAGUAAGAAACAAAACUGGUUCCGUUUGAAGCCCAAGAAGUAAUCUCAAACAGGAUCAUAAUUAUAUCCUUUUUUAUCAGAAUUUUUAUUUGAAGAUUGUGUCUCAUUUCUAGCUUGUUACUGUGUAAUAUACAUUGCAUAGAAUUGUCUUAUUUCCUUUUCAAGAUUGACAUUCGAAAUUGAAUAUUUUUCAUUUUUUUAUGUUAUCAAGAAUUUUGGUUUCUAAUCAUGGAUGUGGAUAUAUUUAUAACUUAUUUUCCCAAUUUGAUUCAUGAAUCAUUGGUGUAUUUACUUCUUGCUCAUAAUCAAAUGUCUUUUUUUUUUAUUUGGGGGACUUUUUAUGUUGGAAUAUGCUGAGGUUGUAUGCUGCAUGGACAAAUAAAAUGACUUUUUUUUCAUUCAGAAUAUGUCUUUUGAACCCUCUGGGUGUAUUGAUGUUUUCUCUUUAAGACAAGCAUAAUUUCCCCAAAAAGGACUACAUACUUGUACAUGUUCUUGAUAUCCUGAAUUUUACCCACUUUUUAUUGCAAAUUUUCAUUUGAUGAAAAUAUAUUUUGUCUUAUGAUCAUCGCUAUGAAAUAUAAAAAUAUCUCUGUUCCUUUCAGUUUCUUAAUCUCCUUGUCAUUAAGUAAUUUACCCAGAUAUAAUGUUAGCCUGCAAGCGAGUCAAUCUCUGUAAAUAAAAUAUAUUGAGACCACCAGUAAAAUAGCCUCAAUUAUAAAUCAUGGGAUUUCUUGAAAGGCAGGGAUCUAUUAAUUGAUAUAAUACCAUGUCGAAUUUGAGUCAUUCUCCAGUUGGGGAUAAACAUGUUCACUGAUUUAAUUAUCCUGUUUUAAAAUAUAUUUUCCAAAUGAUAUCAGCACUAAUUGGAAUCCUAUCAACUGGUGUUCUUAAUUACCAUAAGUUGAAGAGAUGUUUAUGCCUAUUAGAUAUAUAAUUUUGUCAUGUGUAGUCUCCUUGUCUCAUAUGGUUAACUUUGCCCUUCUCCCCGGACCAUAGAAAAGAUACAUGUAUAUUGGUUACAUUGGUAACAAUGGUAACUACCUUGGUACUAUCGCUCAACAGCCAAUCAAAAUCAAGGAUUCUUUAGAAGUAACCAAUCAUUGGAUAGCAAAGAUACCAUAGUGCAACUUUUGUUCAUCACUCUUGUGGUCUGACUUCUGUUGAAUUAGGAAAAGGAAAGGAAUGUGAUUUGAUGUAAUGUAUAUAUUAAUUAGCUGGACCCUAAAGACGUAACUGUAUUACAUGGAUUUCCUCUGCUUAUCGCAAUGCUCGGUUCCAGCCAAUUAUAAUUGUAAUUUACUCCUGUUAUACAUGCUAUAACUGGCAAAUUUACACUACCUUGAACAUAUCCUCUCAGAUGUCUAAAUCACAGAAAUUUACAUCUGUGUUUCUGCUGUGUAUAAUAAUUAAAAUCAUUAAAAAUAUCUUUCUUUUUUAGUAUUCAGAUCAUGACAAUUUAAUUUGGGGGAAAUGAAGACUUGUGUUUACUAUUUGAUUGAUUGGAAAAUUGUGUAUAUGAGAAAGCCAAGGCAUGGCUUGUAUAAAAUACACCAAAAGAAAUGAAUAACCAAAGAAUGUUUUCUCCCUGUACAUUGAACUGUUGAAAUAAAGGCAUGGCUUAAUGAAAUCUAAUUAUGAACGGAUGAUAUAAAGAAAAUAAUGAAAUAAUUGAAAGAUGGUUGAAUUUUAACCAAUAAUAUUCAUUUAAAUUGCCAUUCUUAAUUCAAAGAAUCUGUCUUUGAUGACUUCCCCUCUCUCCCUCUUUGUAUAGCCCGCCAAAGAAAGUUUGAAAUUGGGAAUCAGCAGUCGGGCUUGUGGUCAGUUUUGCACAUAAUGCUGGUCAAACCACUUCCUCAGUUUUUAGCCAAUUCUCAAAUUCGGAACACAUGUUGGUCUUUGGGGUAAAGAUGUACAAGACAUAUUUUUCACAUGUGUUAAAAUUUCCCAUACCAAUUUCUCAAGGGAAAUCAUGUUGCCAUGGUAAUAGUACAUUUUUGUAAAAAAUAGGUAAAAUCUUGUGGUUCAAACUACUUCAUCUAUUUUAUCUAAUUCUCAUGAAUUUAGCUCACACAUUGGUCUUGGGGAAAAAAGGGCAAGCCAUUUUUUCCAUGUUUUGGAAACUGUUGCCAUGGUAACAGCGUAUUAUCUGUUCAAGGAGAAGGAGAGAUUUGACUCGGAAGUUGUAUAUAACACUUGUUUGGCAUAAUCUAGUAUAAACAUAUUCGAGUAAAGGUCAACUUCUGCAAGUUUACUGUAUAUACCUGUAGUUGUUGAGUCUCUGAAAAGAUUAGGUUUUCAUUAUUUGAUCCUAGCAAACAUAUUGAUGAUCAUUGGUAAUUUACAAAAGAUGUGUAUGAUUUUUGAUGCAUGACUAUGAUUAAGUAUAAGAUGUUGAUGUCAGAAAAUGUGUACAUUUUAUUUUGUAUGUUAUACAGAGGGCUUAUAUAAUUUCAUCAGUAACAUGUAUGUGUUAAGACUUUGUAAAGUGCCUUGUGA